AUGGCGCGUCUAAACCCAAUCUUCUUCCUUUCCCUAUCCGUCGCCAUGCUAGCCUACAUGUUCUCUCCAACCCUCCGCUCAUUUUUCACAACGGUCACGACAACUCUGUCAAGAUCGUCGUCCGUAGACUCAUUCCCGCCUGCGACAGUAAAGAGACCGCGGAUGCCAGUCUACUUCUUCUCCCAUGGCGGCCCCGACGUGAUGUACAACAAAGCGCACCCAGUCUACCCAGUCCUCCAAAACAUCGGCAAGGAAAUCACAUCCCUCUCCCCCACCGCCGUCCUCGUCUUCUCCGCCCACUGGCAAUCCCGUAGCAAAUCCCAGGUGUACAUCAACUCCGCCGUCUCCGCCCCUCUGAUCUACGACUUCUCAGGCUUUCCCCUGCACUACUACUCGGCGUCCUAUCCCAACGUCGGAUCCCCGGAGCUCGCCUCCCGCGUCUGUUCUUUGCUCGCCUCUCACGACAUUGGCUGCGAGACGAAAGAACGAGGUCUGGACCACGGCGUCUGGGCAGGUUUUCACGUCGCCUUCAACCCCAACACGAACCCAUUGAACGUCCCCCUCGUCCAGAUCUCCCUGUUCCAUUCCGAGGACCCGGACGCGCACUACCGCCUAGGCCGCGCCGUCUCCGCGCUUCGCGACCAAGGCGUCGUCAUCAUCGGCGCAGGCAUGUCGGUGCAUAAUCUCUACGAUAUGGGUAGCGGGCCUGAACCUAUGCCCUACUCCGCCAGUUUCGACAAUGCGCUGAAAGAGGCGGCCGAGGCCAAAGUGGAAGAGAGGCAGGAGAAGAUGGCCCAGAUUUGCAAGAGACCCGACGCCAAGCAGGCCCAUCCUUGGAUGGAUCAUCUCAUGCCUGUCCAUGUCGCUGCCGGUGCUGCAGGUGAUGAUCUCGGAAAGCAGCUAUGGACUAUGCAGGAGGGUAGUUUUGCGUGGGCCCAGUACCGUUUUGGACCUUUACCGACAUCAUGA
Molecule: messenger RNA, 969 nt
Organism: Colletotrichum truncatum
Lineage: Eukaryota; Fungi; Ascomycota; Sordariomycetes; Glomerellales; Glomerellaceae
Product: aromatic ring-opening dioxygenase
Molecular function (GO): oxidoreductase activity, acting on single donors with incorporation of molecular oxygen; zinc ion binding; ferrous iron binding
Source: RefSeq, a predicted model, not a curated record